GACAGGCUAGGGUUUUAGCUUUCUUCCCUUCCGCUGCAACGCCGCUCUUCCCCGUUCCUCAAACUGCAAUUUCGGGUUAGGGUUUAGCUUUAGGUUCUUCGGGUAGCGCGAGGGUACAUUUCGCCAAUUUUAGGCGAAAUCGGCGGCGGUCGGAGUGACCCGGGGCUCCCGCUUCCGCUCAGUUCGGGGACGAAGGCCUCUGAUGUUCGAGCCCGCUUACGUCCCCGUCGCUUCGCCGCACUGAAGAAAACCGCGAUGGCCGGCGCCGCCGUCAAGCGGGCCCGUGCGGGCGGCGGUUCGAUCAGCGACCGGCUUAGCGCCCUGCCGGACGAGCUCCUCCUCCGCGUCCUCUCCUUCCUCCCGGCGCAGCAGGUCGUGCGUACCACCGUGUUGUCCAAGAGGUGGAGGGAUCUAUGGCGUUCCGUGCCUGACAUCAACCUCAGUCUCUCGGAUUUCGGAAGAAACUCCAGAGAGGACUGGACGGCGGUUUGGGAAAGGAUGGAGGAUUUCGUCAACAACCUGCUGAUGUUACACAGAGCUCCAUGCCUGGAUGCGUUCCGGUUGGUCAUGAUCGUGAAUGGUCACGAUCCUCGUCGACACAUCGAUAGAUGGGUCUGUCGUGCCAUUAAGGACAACCCCUUAAUGCUCGAGAUCUCUACCGGUUCCUUUUCUCCAUAUCAGUUACCGUAUCUGUCCUCUAGCCCUUGUCGUCGCGCCUCAGAAGUUUGCAUCUUUUUGGCGUGUCUUUGGAUCAUUCCUUUGUGGAACACCUCCAUUCUUGGUGGCCAGACCUAUAUGCUUCAUUGUCUGCGGAAUUCUCCUAAUUUGGAAAAGCUCAAGAUAGCAGGUUGCAAGCUCUCAGAUGAUUCCAUGGGAGGGAAAGGAAAGGCCAAGUCGAAGAAGACAUAUUCUAGAAACCUGGCAUGCUUCCAGUGUCUGAAGCUAGAGUAUGCUGAAAUCUCCGGCUGCGAAAAAGAUGCCAGUGUUCCCGAACUGUCCCGCAACCGGCCCCUUCGGUUCACCGCGCUGAACUCCGCGAUGGAGGCCGCUCCCAAGCGGGUCCGCAGGGGCGGCGGCGGUUCGGCUCCCGACCGGCUGAGCGCCCUGUCGGACGAUCUCCUCCGACGCGUCCUCUCUUUCCUCCCGUCCCGGUUUGCCGUGCAGACCUGCGUGCUGUCCAAGCGAUGGAUAGAUUUGUGGCGUUCGGUGCCCGCCGUCCAACUCGACAUCAAUGAUUUCGUAGGCUUUGACGCGGGCAUCAACGGGUGGAGAAAGAUGAAGGAUAUCGCCAACGAGUUUCUGAUGCUCCACAGUACGGAGCGCUUGGACGUGUUCCGGCUAGUUGUUGCUAGAAGUUGCAGAACGCCUGAAGAUUUCCAGAGAUGGGCUCGCUGUGGCAUCAAUCGCCAACCUCUGGUGCUUCAUAUUAUCUGUAUCCUUCAAAUGUAUUGGAAGGACCUCCGGAUCUCUCGUCUUAGCUCUGCCUUCUGUCGCCUCAAAAGGAUGGACCUUUCUUUUCUGUCUUUGGACCAUUCUUUUGGCGACACGCUCAAUUCUGGGUGUCCAGUUCUUGAAGAUUUGGUUCUGUACUUUUGCCGCCAUGAAUUUGAUGUUAUUCAAUCCGACACACUGAAGAACUUGUCAGUAGAUUGUUUUAGUCAAGUUGGUGAUCUGUUGGUCAUCAGGGCACCUUGUCUUGCUUCCCUGUGCUUGGGCAGCUACAACUACAAAAAUUGUUUUUCACUAGAGGCAGGAAAUUCCCUUGUGAGGGCAGCAGUUUCCGUUUCCGUACAUAAUGGUGAAACAUCACAAAGAGGCCAGACAAUUCUUCUGGGCAGCCUAUUCAAUGUGUCGUGUUUGGAGUUGGGUGGUUUUAGCGCAAUGGCCAUACUGGAUAAGGAAUUAGAUAAGUUCCCAACAUUUGACAACUUGAGAACCUUGUCUCUCAAGUCGUGUUUUGUUAGCGAACAAGAUGUAGACCAAUUCAAGGCUAUCGGGAGAUUUUUGCAAAAGUCUCCUAAUCUUGAGAAGCUUGCUUUGCAUUAUUUUUGGUACAUUGAAGAGGAAAGGCAAACGAGCGACGAAUCCAUGCUUAGAAAGGUGAAGCCAGUUGUAGGACCAAAUGAAUUUCAUAUGCUUGGAAACCUGAGGACCUUAUUUCUGGAUGAAUGUGAUUUGCAAGACAAUUUCCGGAUAUUACGCCAUUUUCUGCAGAGGUGUCCUAAUUUGGAAAAGCUCACUAUACGGCUUUGUAUGCUCCCGGAGGCUUCCACAGGAGGGAAAGGAGUCAAGCUGAAGACGACAGGAAAAGGUGCCAAAUCAAAGAAAACACAUUCUGGGUUCCGGAACUUGGUGCGCAUCCAAUGUUGCAAACUUAAAUCUACUGAGAUCAUAUACAAAAAGGGUGUCAAAAUCCAGGAAUUGGUCAGUCUUUUGCUGGACAUCUCGGAGUGCGCACCAAUGAAUACUACAACUCUUACCAAGUAUGAAGAAGCGAUGGACAUGUACCUAUCAGACUGACACUGUGUGGUGCUUUCUGGUUAGUGACUAAAAUGUUCUAGCCUUAAGACUAUGUUCAGACGUUUUGUCCGCUGGUGUACCAAUCAAUGACCGACUCUAGAAUCUAGAUAGCUUAAGGGCGUCCAUCUGUGUUGUUGGUGUCUUGUUGAAUGGUUCUGGAAGGGAGUGGUGUGCUGAAAUGCGACUAUGUGAGUAUCUGUGUGUGCUGAGAAGUGAGUAAUGAUAAGGAUGGGGACGGUGCUCUAAAUAGGUACUUGUGGUUCUUCUCUAGUCUAAUUUAAUGAACUAAAUAGAUAAUUCUUUCU
Messenger RNA from Sorghum bicolor (sorghum), 2825 nucleotides. RefSeq lists its product as uncharacterized. NCBI's taxonomy places the organism in Eukaryota, Viridiplantae, Streptophyta, Magnoliopsida, Poales, Poaceae. The coding region runs from base 256 to 2520 and encodes 754 amino acids. The transcript has 8 exons. The record is from RefSeq and is a predicted model, not a curated record. Gene Ontology annotation, molecular function: protein binding.